Messenger RNA from Tripterygium wilfordii, 6285 nucleotides. RefSeq names its product DNA polymerase zeta catalytic subunit. Gene Ontology annotation, biological process: error-prone translesion synthesis; double-strand break repair via homologous recombination. The coding region runs from base 122 to 6100 and encodes 1992 amino acids. The transcript is spliced from 26 exons. Gene Ontology annotation, molecular function: DNA-directed DNA polymerase activity; DNA binding; nucleotide binding. NCBI's taxonomy places the organism in Eukaryota, Viridiplantae, Streptophyta, Magnoliopsida, Celastrales, Celastraceae. Gene Ontology annotation, cellular component: zeta DNA polymerase complex; nucleus. The record is from RefSeq and is a predicted model, not a curated record.
GGUCUGGCAGCGUUCUAGGGAAGUUUUAUGUUUUCUCUCGUCUCGUCUCGUGUGACCUCGAAACAAUAUUUAAAGCCCUUUUGUCGCGCCAAAGUCAUAUCUUCUUUUCUUCGAUGAAUCAAUGGCGGCGGAUUCCCAGUCCGAUUCCAAUAAAAUUUUCAGCGUUCGACUUGUGUCCAUCGAUUACUACAUGUCGCCGCCGAUCCCUGGCUUUGAUAUCUGUUACAGUAGGUUCCAAGGUGGGAAGGUGAUUGAAGUUCCUGUUAUAAGAGUUUAUGGCUCCACGCCUGCUGGUCAAAAGACUUGCUUGCAUAUUCAUCGAGCUUUACCCUAUUUAUACGUCCCUUGUAUAGAAAUACCACUUGAUCCACACCAAGAAGGUGAUGCAUACACAAACACCAUUUCUCUUGCCCUUGAGAAGGCCUUGAAACUGAAAAGUACUGCCGGUUCAAAACGGCAACAUGUGCAUGGUUGUGCUCUUGUACGAGCAAGAAGAUUUUAUGGUUACCAUCCAUCAGAGGAACUUUUUGUCAAGAUAUACCUAUAUCAUCCAAAUGAUGUCUCUCGUACUGCAAGACUUCUUCUGGGAGGUGAAGUUCUUGACAGAAGUUUGCAGCCUUAUGAGUCACACAUUCCAUUUAUUCUCCAGUUUCUGGUUGACUAUAACUUGUAUGGGAUGGGUCUUCUACAUGUAUCAAAGAUAAAGUUUCGUCAUCCAGUCCCAGAUGCUUUUGGGCAAAGGAAGAUAGGCCCGCUUAGAGAAGUAAUGGAUAAGCCAGUCUACAUGUCUGCUGAUAUUCAGGCAGAUUCAAAUGUCAAUAUGUGUUUAAGAUCUCCAGUUUGGAUAUCAUCCACAAUCCCUAGUGAUUGGAUGUGGCAGUUUUCUGAUGAAUCUGGCGCUGCGUUUGAUCAAGACGCUCACUGUGUUAAGCGUCAAAGUGUUUGCCAACUUGAAGGAGAUGCUAUCGUGGAUGAAAUUCUUAAUCAGCAAUUUAAGAUCUAUGCAUCCUUUACACAGACUGGUUCAGCUGUCAAAAUGGUUCAGUCACUUAUCCCAAUCUGGGAGGAAGAAUAUGAAAGAAGUGGGGUAUAUGAGGCAGCAAUGCCACCAGAUCCCGGCAAACCACUUCCAGAAGAUGUUUUGAAAUCUCUCUCAGUUGGUCUUGAAUUCGAGAAAAAGCUCCUGGAUUUGUGUAGUGAAGCUGGAGGUGCAUUAACUUUCUUCGAGAAUGUUGCAAAAUUUGGAUUAGCAGGAUCUUCGAUCAACAAGGGAAUUUUGGUUGGAGUUGAUAAUAGUGAGGUUGCGUUAUAUGAAAGGGGAAUGCAUACAAUACUGAAUGAAGAUAAGGAUGCACGUCCUAAAUUUAUUGCUUCUGGUGAAAACUUGUCAUGUGGAAUUUCUGAAACCUUAUAUCCAAAGGCUACAGAUACAGAUGAUCUUGGCCUUUUAAGGUGGCUUGCCACUUCUCAGGAUGUUGAAGAUAUAAACUCGGAUGAUGAACUUGUUAUUGAAACCAUUUUGAGUCCCUUGCAGCCUGCAACAACCAUUAAUCAGGUUUUGGAGAAGGCUAAUAUGGAUUAUGAGAGUGAGUCUCAAAGAGAGUGUCAAGACAUUCUUGACUCAAUUGAGGAUGUAAUUAACUCUGGGAAUAUGAAUAAUAGAUCUUUUCAUCCUAUUGAUCAUGAGCCUGCCCAAAUUUCAUUACAAGAGAAGAUUCCCCAACUAGAUGGUUCUAGUGAUGAUCUGUACUCAUCUCCAUGUUCAGGAUCAGCCAAAAAUUCAUUAAAGAUAGAUACGAAGAGUGAACCUAAAAGACCUCAGAACCAAGAAUUGCAACAUAACUUUACAAGUUCUACUAGCCAGAACAAGCGGAAGAAGCUAUUAUGGGGUUCUUUACCUUUCUCUGCAAUCCAGGAAACGAGUGGUGAGAUAGAAAGUUCCAGUUUCAAGGUAGUUGGUAGUGAAAGGAAAGAGUCUCUAGCCCCAACUUUAUUGACUGAAAAUGAGGCAGGAAAAUGUUAUGAUGUAAUGAUGACAAAGGAAGGUGCGUAUGCUUCUGAUUCAAAAGAAGAAAGUGUAUUAGUUGGAUGUUCUGUCCGGGACUUGAUGAGGAGGAAGAGAUGUCGUCGAGUUGAUCCUGCUGAGUUUGUGUCAAGCAGUGUUAAAAAGUCACCUUUGGAUGGGGAACAGAAAGAAGACAAUCUUAUUUUCCCGAAAAGUUUGGAUUUCCAGAUAAUGGAUGAGGACCAAUGCGAUAAGAUGCCAUCUUUUACUGACCAACGAGUAGGUUUUCUUGACACUUGUGUCCCUGAAACUAACAAUCCCAACUAUUCCAAGCAUGGUCAACUACCCCUUUUGUGCCACAGUGAUAGUUCAUUGCUGGUCAAUUCUUCACAUACUGUGAGAAACAAGGUACCAUUGGUCUUUGACUCCAAUAUGCGAAAUUCUGCAGAUUCUAUGGAUCAUUUCAAAAUUUGUAGUGUGAGAGAGACUGGUGCUGCUGUGUCUUGUUCAAAAGCUAAAGAUUCUGAUGUCCACAAUUCCAAAUCUGAUUUGUUUGAUGGGUGCUUGCUGAAGUUUGAUGCUAAUGAUAGAACUUCAGAUGGUCGCAUCAACAAUGAAGGUGUAACUUCCAUUGAGCAGGAACAUGAACUAUCCAAUGAAAAUCCUAUUAACAUAGUUGCAACUGCCCACUCCACGGUUUUGGGGAAGGAGAGCUAUGGGGAUGGAGUGCAUGGAGGAGCUAAUGGUGUAGAUAUGCUUGGCAGCUCAGCAUAUAUGGUUGACAUGAUGGAAGCAAAACCUGAAGGCUUAAUUGGCAUGACGUUUUGCAGGAAGCCCCCUGCUCCAGACUGGAACAAUGGGGGGUACGAAAAAACUGUGGUUCCAGUGAUCGACGAAAGUCGUGGAGGAAGAACAGGUGGCUCUUCGGAUGAAUUUCUCCCUUUCUUUGCGAGAGAUGACUGGGAUGAAGAAGUUUGGAACAAGUGUGAAAAUAGAUACUCUAAUAUUUGCCAAGAAGCUCUCAUGGGUGUUCCCACUCACUACCAAAAUGAUGGCUCUCUUUUGUACCUGCUAACACCUGUAAUUUUGCCACCUUCUGUAGACAGAGUUUGUAGAUGGUUAAUGCAUGAUGGUGAAGGUACUCCUGGAGAGAUAAACUCAGCACCAAUGGUGCCUUCAUCUCUGAAAGUCUGUCCGAUUGGUUCACAAAGUUCUUUGGAGAAUGAUGGUAUGGCUUCAAUUGGAUGUGGUUCUAAGGCUCAUGUGAUGCCUAUUCUGGAUAAAGUACAAAAAGGAAAGACUGAGAAUGUCAAAGCAGAGAUGAGUAAUUCUCAUGAUGAAACGAAAACAAUAUUCCAGAAAGAGAAACUUGUGGUGAAACCACUUGCCUCUGGUGAUUACUUAGAAAAUAUUUCUCAGAUUUCAGGUCCAGAUGGCAGGUCAAAGUCUACUCCUCUUAGUCAACUUGGAUUUCGGGAUCCUGCACUUGUUGGUGCUGGGCAACAGCUAACACUUCUAAGCAUAGAGGUUCAAGCAGCAUGUAGAGGUGAUCUGCGACCAGAUCCUCGGUUUGAUGCCAUCAAUGUCAUAGCUCUUGCUCUUCUUGAUGAUAGUGAUUCUAGCAUUCAAGUUUAUGUGCUUUUGCUUGGUAAUACUGGAUCACAGCAGAGGAGUCUUGAUGCGAUAUCUGGCUGCAGGGUACUUGGAUUUUCUGAAGAAAAGCAGUUAUUUAGCAAUUUCAUGAAGAUUUUAGGUUCAUUUGAUCCAGAUGUAUUGAUGGGUUGGGACAUACAGGGCAGUUCUCUUGGUUUUCUUGCUGAAAGGGCUGCUUGUCUUGGUAUAGGUUUACUCAACAGCAUAUCUCGGACACCAACAGAAACCAAGAUAGUUGCUGGAGAUUCAGAAAUUUCUCAGAGACAUCUACUGGAUAAUAUACUAAAUGAAUCCCAAGUUUCUGACUUUGGUUUGCUAGAAGAUGCUAUAGUUGAGGAUGAAUGGGGCCGAACUCAUGCCAGCGGUGUUCAUGUUGGUGGUAGAAUUGUCCUCAAUGUAUGGCGGUUAAUGCGUGGUGAAGUUAAGCUUAACUUGUACACAGCUGAAGCUGUUGCUGAUGCUGUCUUGAAGCGAAAAAUCCCAGCUAUUCCUCAAAAAGUAUUGACGAAAUGGUUUUUGAGCGGUCCGGGCCAAGCGAGGUAUAGGUGCAUCGAAUACAUAAUAGAGAGAGCAAAGCUAAACCUUGAGAUAAUAAAUCAACUUGAAAUGGUCAAUCGGACAUCGGAACUUGCUCGUGUCUUUGGCAUCGACUUUUUCUCUGUUUUAUCUCGAGGUUCACAGUACCGCGUUGAAUCUAUGCUGCUACGGUUGGCUCAUACACAAAACUACAUAGCCAUUUCUCCUGGGAACCAACAGGUUGCUUCUCAACCGGCAAUGGAGUGCUUACCUCUUGUAAUGGAACCACAAUCUGGUUUUUAUGCAGAUCCUGUUGUUGUUUUGGAUUUUCAGUCACUUUAUCCAUCAAUGAUAAUUGCAUACAACCUUUGCUUCAGUACAUGCCUUGGAAAAGUUGAACCUUCGAAAGAAAAUACCCUCGGGGUUAGUUCAUUUUCACCAGAUCCACAUAUUUUGCAGAAUUUAGUCGGCCAAAUACUACUGACUCCAAAUGGUGUUAUGUACGUGCCGUCCAAGGUUCGUAAAGGGGUAUUGCCUCGGUUAUUGGAUGAAAUAUUAUCAACCAGAAUAAUGGUGAAGCAAACCAUGAAGAAGUUGGCUCAUUCACAGCAAGUUCGUCGUAGGAUAUUUGAUGCAAGACAGCUUGCUUUGAAGUUGAUAGCAAAUGUAACAUAUGGUUAUACAGCUGCUGGAUUUAGUGGUCGCAUGCCUUGUGCAGAGCUUGCAGACAGUAUUGUUCAAUGUGGCCGUAGAACUCUUGAGAAGGCUAUUUUAUUGGUUAAUACAAAUGAAAGAUGGAAUGCCAAAGUUAUAUAUGGUGAUACUGACAGCAUGUUUGUCCUCCUCAAGGGGCGAAGUAUCAAAGAAUCUUUUGAAAUUGGGCAGGAGAUUGCAUCUGCAGUCACUGCAAUGAAUCCAGCUCCAGUUACGUUGAAAAUGGAGAAAGUUUAUCGUCCUUGCUUCCUACUUACUAAGAAGCGUUAUGUCGGUUACAGUUACGAGAGCCCUGACCAGGUGAAACCUGUGUUUGAUGCCAAAGGUAUUGAGACAGUUCGCAGAGACACUUGCAAGGCUGUUUCAAAAAUGAUGGAACAGUCAAUGAGACUAUUUUUUGAACAUCAGGACAUUUCACAGGUUAAAACAUAUUUGCUGCGUCAAUGGAUGCGAGUACUUUCUGGCAGGGUGUCUCUACAGGAUUUUGUUUUUGCAAAGGAAGUUCGCCUAGGUACCUAUAGUACAAGGACUUCCUCAUCGCUACCACCCGCUGCAAUUGUGGCUACUAAGGCAAUGAGAGCAGAUCCCAGAGCAGAACCACGAUACGCAGAGCGAGUUCCUUAUGUUGUAAUCCAUGGAGAGCCUGGGGCCCGCCUGGUUGACAUGGUUAUAGAUCCAUUGCAUCUCUUGGCUCUUGAUUCCCCUUAUAGAUUAAAUGAUAUAUACUACAUCAAUAAACAGAUAAUCCCAGCAUUACAGCGGGUGUUUGGGCUUAUUGGUGCAAAUUUGAAUCAGUGGUUUGCAGAGAUGCCUCGUCCUGUCAGGAAAGCAUCAACUAAAUGCCCCCUGUUUGCUCCAAAUCCUCAUCGCACCAGAAUCGAUUAUUACUAUCUCUCGAAAUAUUGUGUACUGUGUGGUGAGUUGGUCCAGCCAUCAGCCCAUCUUUGCCAUAGGUGUUUGCAAAAUGAAGCUUCUGCUACAGCAGCUGUGGUGGGAAGAACUUCAAAGUUAGAGAGAGAAAUGCAACACCUCGCAGCUAUAUGCCGGCAUUGUGGAGGUGGGGACUGGCUCGUUGAAAGUGGGGUGAAGUGCAUUUCACUUGCAUGCCCUGUGUUUUACGAGAGGCGCAAAGUCCAAAAGGAACUAAUGGGUCUUUCUGCAAUUGCAUCGGAUGAGGGUGUUUAUCCAAAAUGUAUGGUUGAGUGGUUUUGAUUCUACUAAAGGUAAACCUUAAGCAAAAGCACGCAUUUGCCACCAACUCCUGUAUUCCUUAGUUGUCAUUGUACAUAUGGAGGAUGUAUAGCUUUGUAUGGUCAGUGUUGUAUGCACGCUUUGGAAAUCCAGUCAUGUAGCUGAUAGAAAGUAGAAUAAGAGGGUCCCUCUAGGGGAUUAAUUAA